Messenger RNA from Electrophorus electricus (electric eel), 2158 nucleotides. RefSeq names its product G protein-coupled receptor 176 (gene gpr176). Gene Ontology annotation, molecular function: G protein-coupled receptor activity. The record is from RefSeq and is a predicted model, not a curated record. Gene Ontology annotation, cellular component: plasma membrane. NCBI's taxonomy places the organism in Eukaryota, Metazoa, Chordata, Actinopteri, Gymnotiformes, Gymnotidae. Gene Ontology annotation, biological process: G protein-coupled receptor signaling pathway.
UCGGUCUCGACUGCUUGGUUCUCAUCAGUCCUCCUAAAGGCACCGUGUAGGCUACAAGUGAUCCAGCGCUUUAUGUGCAGAGGUUUGAGUACGUCUUUUCAAUUUAGGUAAAACAGCACUUUCUACCGGAGCAUGGUGCCUAGCUAAUAGACACAUAUCUGGUAUCCUGUUGCAUUGCAUCGUUCUAAAUGGAAAGAUGUAGACGUCCACUAGGAGUGAAUGAACAUGGAUGUGAGGGACUCGGACGGCUGGGGUUUUCUCGCCGAUAACGUGACUCCAAAUUCUACUGCUUCGAGUCUCUACCUUGAUUUCCCAAACACGACGUCUGAAAUGGGUCUGUGGGGUGAUGCGAAGCAGGACGACACAGCACAUGUGGAGAAGCUGCUCUACAGCCAGGAGAAAGCAUACCGAGACUUCGCCAUCAGCGUUCAAGUUUUCGUCCUCGUUGGUUCUCUCAUAGGCAAUGUGGCCAUGCUGUGGUGCACCUGCCGCACCAGUGUUUUCAAGUCGGUCACCGGCCGCUUCCUGAAGAACCUGGCUUGCUCUGGCAUCUGUGCGGGACUGGUGUGCGUGCCCUUCGACCUGCUGCUAAGCGCCAGUCCGCGCUGCUGCCCGUGGAUGCGCACGCCCCUGCUCUGCAAGGCUCUCAAGUUCCUGCACAGGCUCUUCUGCUCUGCCACCAUGCUGAGCUUCGCGGCCAUCGCUCUGGACAGGUACUACUCUGUGUUGUAUCCACUUGAGAGAAAGAUAUCAGACGCCAAAUCCAGAGAUGUACUUGUAUACAUAUGGGCACAUGCGGUGGUGGCCAGCAUCCCUGUGUUUGCCGUCACCAAUGUGAUGGACGUCUACGCUACGUCCAGCUGUUCAGAAGGCCACUCGCUGGGGCACCUCGUUUAUAUAGUUGUGUAUAACAUCACCACGGUGAUCUUACCCCUGGCAGCUGUGUUCCUGGCCAUGGCGCUGAUCCGCCGGGCACUGAGUGCCAGCCAGAAGAAAAAGGUGAUCAUCGCAGCGUUGCGAACGCCCCAGAACAGCAUCUCCAUCCCGUACGUGUCGCAGCGAGAAGCUGAGCUGCACGCCACGCUCCUCUCCGUGGUGCUGGCCUUUGCACUCUGCAGCAUCCCCUACGCCGCGCUGGUGGUGUACCGGGCGUGGCCUGGCGCCGCCGAGGCAUCGCUGUGGUUGCAGCUGACCGCCGUCUGGCUGCCCAAGGUGUCGCUGCUCACCAACCCGCUGCUGUUCGUGACGGUGAACCGUUCGGCCCGCCACUGCCUGCUGGACGUGCUGGGCCGCCUGCAGCGGCGUUGCAGCCGGCGGAACGCGGUGGGCGCAGUCGGGCCGGCCGAGGCAGGCCCGCUGGCCGCCGAGGCAGCCGAGCGCUCGGGCAGCCAGCUGCUGGAGAUGUUCAACAUCGGGCAGCAGCAGAUCUUCGGGCCAAACGAGGAGGAGGAAGAGGAGGAGGAGAACCAAAUUCCCCUGGUGGCUUCGGCCACUUUUGCACACGAACGCAGCGGAGGGAGAGCAGUAGGGGCGGCAGGAGGUCAGCAGAUGAUAGGUAAGGGGGGCAAGGAAGCAGAGCUGCCCCUGACAAAACACUCCCCCAUACAAGCCUGUGCCGCCUCGUCCUCGCAGGUGGCCCCCGCCACGCCCACGGACAUCGAAGACGCCACCCAGUUUGGCUUCGGCCCAUUCGAGCUGCCUCCUCAGUGGCUGCCCGAGACCAGAAACAGCAAGAAAAGACUCCUCCCUCCUCUGGGCAACACCCCAGAGGAGCUGAUCCAGACCAAGCAGCCCAGAGGGCGGCCCGAGAGACGCAUCAGCAGGAACAACAAAGUCAGCACCUUUCCCACUGUAGACCCGUGAAACCUGGACACGCCCACCAGCGUGACGGACUUUUGAAGGGGACCAAAUCUGUCAAGGAUGUCUUGAAAAAUGAAAACAAAUCUUACCCAUUUUUAAAAAAUAAGUUUAUAUCCUAAUUUGUUAGAAUUGAUCUCUUCUUUGGCUCCAAAGUACCUGAAGAGAGAGUGGGAAGUGACCGUUUAUAGAAAAUGGUAGAAAGCAUACAAUUUGUCAUAUGGAUUGUGUAGGGAAGUAAAAUUGUUUUUGUAAAUAAAACUGUGGUACAGCAAUAACAUUUUAAACAUUCUAAAAACAU